Molecule: messenger RNA, 6243 nt
Organism: Stegostoma tigrinum
Lineage: Eukaryota; Metazoa; Chordata; Chondrichthyes; Orectolobiformes; Stegostomatidae
Product: dual specificity tyrosine-phosphorylation-regulated kinase 2-like
Exons: 1
Coding region: 508-2082 (524 amino acids)
Biological process (GO): peptidyl-serine phosphorylation; peptidyl-threonine phosphorylation
Cellular component (GO): nucleus
Molecular function (GO): protein serine/threonine kinase activity; ATP binding; protein serine/threonine/tyrosine kinase activity
Source: RefSeq, a predicted model, not a curated record
CAAUUAUUUUUCAUUGUCCUAGUAGUUAGAUCGGAGAUGGUGCAAUAGGUCUUAAUUUCAACACCGAUUCUUGAGAAUUUAUGAAAGUUGAAGAGAAUUUAAGGUGCAAUAUUCUUAGGAGCAACAAGCAAAUGAAGGUCAGAGGCAGAGUGUCCAUGGCAGUAUAGAAAGAGAAUAAUAAAAAUCAACAAAAUCAUGUAGACUCAAGGUGAUUGACUGGACGGAUCGACCAUCAGACAACAAACCUUUAUAAAUUUUAUCGAAGGGCAUGGAAGUAAAGUAGUAAAGAAACCUGCUCAAACUUUGGAGGAGUUUAUAUGCCUUGUAUGAGUUGAACUUUGGAGAGAAAAUCAUGCAUCAUAUAUCCUUCAUAAAUCAUACUACAGUGUUUAGAGGUAUUAAUAACACAUUUCCAUGUAGGUUUAUACUUUUUGAGAUAAUUUCAUCAAGCAUUCACAACAGGAAUUUGGUUUUCUUCUGUUUCAGGAGAGUGACUGUACAGGUACCAUGACUGAUCAAUUUCGUGUUGGAGGUGAUCAACACUUCCAAGGUCAAGAAUUGUAUGAAGAAGCCGAGUCAAAAUUGACAGCAUGUGCAACACCAAACAAUAGUGUCAGUGCCAUUGAUAAAAGUACCCCGUCUUCUCACAAGCUGGAGAGCCCUAUCCAACUAAAAGGCAGCUCCAGUUCCAUAAAAUCUUAUGACAUCUCCACCAGGCCUAAAGGGGAGCCGAUGACUGCAAUGGAGGCAAAGAAACACUAUAUACACAAACUUACACCAUAUGAGGAACAGGAAAUAGCUAGCUAUUCAGAAAUAUAUUUUGUUGGACCAAAUUCUAAAAAGAGACCAGGAAUUAUUGGAGCACCAAAUAAUAAUAGCUAUGAUGAUGAUCAGGGUUCUUAUCUGUAUGUGCCACAUGAUCAUAUAGCCUAUCGAUAUGAAGUCAUCAAGGUAAUUGGGAAAGGCAGCUUUGGGCAAGUGGUGAAAGCUUAUGACCACAAACUCCACCAAUACAUCGCCUUGAAAAUGGUGAGGAACGAAAAGCGAUUUCACAGGCAAGCAGCAGAGGAAAUCAAGAUACUAGACCAUCUGAGGAAGCAAGACAAGGAUAACAGCAUGAAUGUUAUCCAUAUCUAUGAGAGUUUUUCCUUCCGUAACCACAUAUGUAUGACCUUUGAACUACUAAGUAUGAACCUCUAUGAACUCAUCAAGAAGAAUAAGUUUCAAGGAUUCAGUCUGCCCCUGGUCCGCAAAUUUGCACACUCCAUCCUGCAGUGCCUUGAUGCUUUGCAUAAAAGCCAUAUCAUCCAUUGUGACUUGAAACCUGAGAACAUCCUGUUGAAGCAACAGGGCCGUAGUGGAGUUAAAGUGAUUGACUUUGGAUCCAGUUGUUAUGACCAUCAAAAAAUAUACACAUACAUUCAGUCACGUUUUUACCGAGCUCCUGAGGUGAUUCUAGGAGCACAAUAUGGGAUGGCAAUUGAUGUGUGGAGUUUGGGAUGCAUUCUUGCUGAAUUGCUGACUGGUCACCCGCUGUUGCCAGGGGAAGAUGAGGGAGAUCAACUUGCUUGCAUGAUGGAAUUAUUAGGAAUGCCAUCUAAAGUACUUCUGGAAUGUUCCAAAAGGGCCAAAAUGUUCAUCAGUUCUAAGGGUUAUCCUAGAUAUUCGUCUAUUGUAACACUUCCUGAUGGGACGGUGCAUUUGAAUGGUGGACGAUCUCGAAGAGGAAAAACUCGAGGUCCCCCGGGUCAGCGGGAUUGGGUCAGUGCCCUAAAGGGUUGUGAUGAUCAAUCCUUCAUUGACUUCCUGAAACACUGCCUGGAGUGGGAUCCUGCCUUACGCAUGACACCAGCACAGGCCUUAAGGCACCCUUGGCUUCGGAGACGUCUGCCAAAGCCACCAACGAAUGACAAAGCACCGUUUGUCAAACGCAUGUCAGCAAGCCCUACUACCCUCAUGGAUGCAGUGGUUAAACUACCUCCUACUUCUGCCAGCAUUGCCAAUAAACUGAAAUCCAAUCAGAAUAGUGAUUCCAAUCCCAACAUGACUCAGAGGACAGUGCUGCCAAAGCUGGUCAGUUGACUGGUAACUUGAAGAGAGUAACAGCUAUUGAUACUCAGUCAGAAUAUGAAUUCCUGUGGCAUGCGGUAUACAGGGAACAUAAUUUCUUCCUUUCUACAUUCCAACGUGACUUGAGCCAACAGGUCUUUAAUUGUUACAAGGCUGCAAGUCUGCACUGAGCAUGCUCCAGGACUGCUGGGCAGCUCCUGCCAGGCCACACUGUACGCAUCGGUUUACACUGUACAAUGACACAAACUACCCACCAACAUUCACAGUAAAGCAGUUGGGCUAGAUGCACAAAUGAAAAGGUGUUCUUUGAUUGGAUAAUUAUUUAUUUUACAUCAGCAGUAUCCUAUUCAGAUGUCACAGUGUGCUCAUCCUUUGCUCCCUGCAUAUUUGAAGGCCAAAAGUGUCCUUUAAUUUAUUCAUUGAUGAAACUGCUGUGAAUGAAAAUGGUCUCAAAUCAUUCACUUUCUAAAUAAAAUAACCAAGAAAGAUUUUACACAUUUACAAACUUUGAUGUAAUUAUGGAUUUGGCCGACUAGCUGUCCUAAUUUUAUCUUUCUUGGGAUCUGUAUUUCCAUUGGACACUGAACAGUGGCUUGCAGUCUUGGGUGGACUUUUAUAUGCAUAGGAGGAGAGAUGGUAGCAUGCAGACUCCUAGAUGUGUCAAUCCAUUAUUUAAAGGGGUUAAUGAGCUAAGGGUUGCUGAUUCCUUUAGUUUGGCUAAAGUACUGUGUGAGUAUAAAUGCAGGGUAACCCUCUUUAGGUGCAAAUUAACUGCCACAUCAUGGUAUAGUGGAAAUUUUCCUCGGUGACAUAGCUGGUAAUGUUAAAAAUUAUAAGCAGCUCUCCUUCAUUUUUGGCAAUUGAGAGGUGAUGAGUUACCAUUUAUAUCUGAGUUUGUGUUCAAGAAAUUUAUUGCAUUAGUUCUUUUAAUGAAACAAUAUAUUAAAGGAGUUGAACAAAAGGAACUAUCAAAUGUACAGCUACAUCAGAGAAAGACAAGCCUACCUUUUAAUUUGUACUCUAUUUCAUGCCUCCUUCUACCUCUAGCCCCUCGUACCAUGUAAUUUUUCAAACCAGUAUGACAGGCGGGUAAACUAGCCCAGAGCAAUCACACCAUAUGAAUAGUUAGCUAAGAAUUUUGCAAGUUUUCCUUGGUAAUCUGCCCUCUGAUUUCCCAUUCGUCCUUCUGAAAGUAGUGUCUCUAAAGGUAAGACCCUGAAUGUAUAAGGUGAGAAGCGAAGAAACACGCUAAUUCGCUCCCACUUGAAGAUGAGGAGUAUCAGCUAUGAAACAGUACUGUCAAACUAAGUAGUGUCAAAAACUACAAGCGCUGCAUAUAAUGCAGAUUUUUUUUGUUAAUAUUACAAUAAUGGAAAUUCACUAGAUAAAAAAGUCUUACAAAAGAACCUCAAUUCAUCUAUCAAGUUGGAUUGUGCACUAUUUCUCCUGAAGGCCUAUUUAACAAAUUUAAGGAGGAGAAAAUUUGGACAGAAGCCUUAGUUGUUGGGAAGGUGGCUCAAGCAGUUGCAGGUGAGCUCAAAAUGUCAAUUUCACAAGCCUCCCAUUUUCUAGUGAGUGAUAACAGGAAAAUCAGGAGAAUUGCAAAUCAAAUUCACUAAUGUCUGCUCCUAAUUGUUGGAUCUAUUGAUCUGUAAGCACCAUGCCAGCAAUGUUGUCUUGAAAGUUUCACCCUUUAUACCUGAUAAAACAUUUCCAAUUUUUUGUGCAUUUCAGUGUCUUAUCAAUCACCCAAACUUGAUACACUUUGAUUGUCCCUUUUUUAGAAAACAAAAUUAGCCCUUGCUGCUUAACUGCAGAAUGUAUUAAUGGGCAAUUUCAUCCAGAAGGGGAGCUUUGCGCACUGGAACCACAUUGAGAAAUUAUAUUCCACUCAAUGGGAAAUGAAAAGAAGACUUGCAUUUUUGAAAUGCACCUUUCAUGAUCUCAACCAUCAUAAAAUGCUUUGCAGCCAAUGACAUCCUAUUUGAUGCUAGUCAUUGUUUUAAAUGUAGGAAAUACAGCAGCUAAUUUGCGUGUAGCAAAUUCCCAUAAACAGCAAUAUGCUAAUGACUGAAACAACUAUUUUAGCAAUGCUGAUCAAGGAAUUAUGAUUGUCAGGACACCAGUGUGAACUGUUCAGUGCUUCUCCAAAAUAUUAUCCAUUUGGAUCUUUCAUCCCCAUUCGAGGGAAUGGAUGAGGUCUUAAUUUGUGUCUCAUCUGAAAGACAGUAUUUUUGAUAAUGGUGUCUGAUGAGGACAUCCUUAGAACCCAAUCUGGAAUUUCAUUUAAGAAGCAACUGAGUAGUGAUCCUUCCCAGUUUUGAUAAACGCCAGCUAGGAACUGAAUUAUGGGCUAGAAGAGGUACAGCAAGCUAUUUUAGGUUUAGUUGUGGACCAGAAUGAGCUUCUUCAGGUCUCUAAGAAGAUUUUGACCUCCAGCAAUCCAACUUUCCUGUCUUCCUUAAUCAUUUACAGUUUCUCUCCCUUGAAUAGCUAUGCUUAUAUCUAUUAACUUGGUGUGAACUGAACCACAACAAUUUUCUGCAUUCUUCUGUAUCAUCAGCAAACCUACAUAUAAUUUUUCUCAUGCUUGCACCUGAAUCAUUAAUAUUAUUAGAAAACUACCAAAUUCCCAAGGAGAUUUCCUUGUAGCCCACCAUCUCAUCAGUAUAGCCAUUCCUGCCUCAGAUGCUAUAGAUCAGAAAGUUUUGCACAGUCAGGAAAGAGAGAUCGCAUCCAGAGUAAGACACAGUUGGAGUAAGUAUAUAGUUCGGGGAAUUUGGAGGCAUUGUGGGAAUUUGGUGCUGAAGGGAAGACAUGCUUUUCCCUUACUUUUUUGGUUCAUUGUUUGUAAAGUUGAUUUUUUCAACAGGAUUAAUUGAAGCCUAGGAUCAAGGGGCCAGCACAAAAGAGAAAGUAACAUCACAGGUAAACAGUAAGUUUAUUGGUUGGUAAUAGCUGCUAAUUAAGCUAUCUAUUGUGGGUUACUUCCGACUGAAAGUAAAUAGGAGAAAUAUUUACAGGUUACAAACUAAAAGACCUGUGGAAAUUUUAAAAAAUGAACUAAACAAAGGUAAUUCCUAUGCUAGGGCAUGUGAUAUGUUGCACCUGUUUGAAGAAGUUGCUGGUGGAUGCCAAUGGGGUUUGUAGUGAUUACAUCUAUAGCAAAUGUUGGUUGCUUGAAGAACUCCAGCUCAAAGUUUAGUGUUGGAAUCUGAACUUUGAACAUUGUGAUACAUAAGAAGAGGGAGAGUUACCUGGAUGCUCUGGUCCAGGAGACAGUCAACAUCUCUUAACUAACUGAACUUCAAUCAGUGGUCAGAGACAGCGGGGUAUGACUACAAGCAAGGCAGGUAGAGGAAUCCAGGAGAUAGUGCUGAAGGAUUCUCAGCCCUUGAGCUUGUCUAAUAGGUUUGAGAUUCUUGCUCCCUGUGUGGGUGACAGUGUGAGCAUAGAACAAUACAGCGCAGGAUGGGCCCUUCAGCCCAUGAUAUUGUGUCAAACAUGAUGCCAAAUUAAGCUAUUCCCUUUUUCCUGCCCUUAGUCCAUAUUCCUCCAUUCUUUGCAUUUCAUGUGCUUAUCUAAUAGCCCCUUAAAUGCCCCAUCAUAUCUGCCCCCACCAUUACCCCUGGCAGCAUAUUCCAGACUCCUUGAGUAAAAGCUGUGGGAAAGAUGAAAGAAUUGACUAUAGCACCAUGGUACAAAGAGCCAUUCAAGAGGUGGGAUAAAAGAGGAAUGUAGUUAUAAUCAGGGACAGUAUAGUCAGGGGAAUAGACACUAUUCCCUGUGGCCAGAAUCGAGAGUCCUGAAUGCUCAGUUGCCUACCUUAUGCCUGGGUUCAGGAUAUCUCAUCUGGGCCGAGGUGGAACUUGGAGUGGGAGGGAAAAGAUGUGGUUGUCAUGGUCCACAUGGUUACCAAUGAUAAAGAGGAAAGAGGUUCUGCUGAGGGAAUAUGAGCAGCCAGGGGUAAAAUUAAGAAGCAGAAACAAAAAGAUAAUAUUAUCUGAUUACUGUCUGAGCCACAAGCAAAUUGGCAUAGGGUCAAUGAGAUUAAAGAGGAAAAUGCAUGGCUGAAAGAUACAUGUGGAAGAAAUUGGUACCAGGACUGGGGAAGGAAGGAGCUGUCCAAAAGGAUGGGCUCACCUUAACUCAUACUGGGACCAGAGCACUGGA